This is a messenger RNA of Scomber scombrus (Atlantic mackerel), 1011 nucleotides long. RefSeq names its product solute carrier family 22 member 13-like. Gene Ontology annotation, biological process: transmembrane transport. Lineage: Eukaryota; Metazoa; Chordata; Actinopteri; Scombriformes; Scombridae. Gene Ontology annotation, cellular component: membrane. The record is from RefSeq and is a predicted model, not a curated record. Gene Ontology annotation, molecular function: transmembrane transporter activity.
AUGGAUUUUGGAACGAUUUUGAGGACUAUCGGAGACUUCGGAUUGUUCCAGAAGCUUCUCCUCAUUGAGUUAACUGUUCCACAUUUUUUACUGCCUGUUUUUUUCUGUAGUUUUCUUUUUAUCCAGUCAUAUCCUGAGCGGCACUGUAACACAAACUGGGUCCUCAAGGUUGAUCCUAACCUAACCUCACAUGAGCAGCUGAACCUGACUCUGCCUCGGGAGGAGGAUGGGACCUUCAGCAGGUGUCGGAUGUUUGUGCCUGUUGUUUGGAACAUCAGUGACAUCAGGAAAUAUGGACUCAAUGAGACCACAGGGUGCCAGAACGGAUGGGUGUAUGGCAACACCAUGUAUGAGUCCACCAUAGUCACUGAUUUUGAUCUCGUCUGUGACAAGUCAAACAUGGCUGGAGUUGCACAGACAGCUUUCAUGACUUUUUUACUUGCUGGCUCAGUCUUCUUUGGACCUACAGCUGAAUCGUUCGGCCGCAAGAGAACCACUCAGAUACCAGCUGUCCUCCCCCUAAUAUUCACUAUAGUUGCUGGUGUGUCUCAAAAUUUCUAUGUGUACAUAGUGUCACAGUUCAUAGUUGGAUCUGCGCUUGCUGGAUAUAGGAUGAAUUCCGUUGUAUUUGCUACUGAAUGGAUUGGGGUCACUAAAAGGUCCUUUGCCACUUGCAUGGGCCAGAUGGUUGGAGGUCUUGGACAGACUGCCAUGGCUGGUCUGGUAUAUCUUAUUCGUGACUGGAGAAUAGCACAGUUUGUCAUGGCAGGAUUACAGGCGGUUGUAUGCAUAUACAUAUGGUACAUCCCUGAAUCUGCGAGGUGGUUGCUGGGGCAAGGAAGAAUAGAAGAAGCAAACAAGUUGAUACGUAAAGUCGCAGCAAUCAAUAAACAGAAAAUCCAAGAGAAUAUGCUUAACAAGGUAACUGAGGAAAGUUCUGUCCAGAGUGGGGAGUUUUUUUCCUCAGUAGUCCUGAUGAAAUAUUUAUUCAUCCUAUGUUUUGCCUGGUAA